UUAGCUUGAUCUGAACAUUUGCAGCUGGAAUUUACUACCAGCGUCCGCGGCAGUUUAGGACGAGAGACACCGCCUAACCGUUGAGGUCAAGCACUUGGGUUAUCCUUGCACGUUUACUUCUCUUUCGGCGAGUUUUACGUCCCACGCGAAAAUGUCGGAUAAGAAAGCUGACGAAGCCGCAAAUGAGUCCUCCAUCCCUUUGACGGUUGGUGGAGAAGAGACGAAACUGGAAGAGCCUCAUCAAGAUGUCAACAUCGAUCUGUUUGAUAGAGAUCCUAAUCUGCUGAAUGAUAACUGCAAGGUUCGUUUUGAGGACAUUAUUGCAGAACCGGACGACUCAGUAUACAGCUUUGACAAGGUCUGGAUCCUGAGCCACAAGGUUUUCCAUGGGGCAAAGCUCUGGUGUUACCGCAUCUUCUCCCUGGUGCUCGGUCUCCCAUUGGCCUGCUGCUGGGGUGUCUACUUCGCCUGCCUGUCUUUCUGUAACAUUUGGUGCUGGAUCCCCGCGCUGAAGGCAUACGACAUUGAGAUGGGCUGCGUGCGCAGAGCCUGGUCAACAUACCUUGGGGCCAUCGUGGCACCGUGUUUUGAAGCCGUUGGCAAGAUAUUGUCUGGUAUUAGAGUCACACACAUCAACCAGAACUGAUAGGGGCGUGCAAUCGAAUACUCCUCUGGGAUGAUUUCAUUAAUUUUGUAGAAACGAUGUCUAGAAGCCACGUUGUAUACCACACAUUCUGUAGUGACAAUUGGCAUUGAAAGCUCUAAGACAAAUUUCUCUAGAUACAUGCAGGGAAUUGUGUUAGUUUGAUAGUGACAUAAAACGUUUAUGUCUUUGAGAGUGGUAUUUUAGAAAAUGUAUCUUACAGAUAUCUCAUAAAAUAAAUGAUAGUAUAUUUUGGCU
Lingula anatina is the source of this 901-nucleotide messenger RNA. RefSeq names its product caveolin-3-like. Gene Ontology annotation, molecular function: molecular adaptor activity. Gene Ontology annotation, cellular component: caveola. The record is from RefSeq and is a predicted model, not a curated record. NCBI's taxonomy places the organism in Eukaryota, Metazoa, Brachiopoda, Lingulata, Lingulida, Lingulidae. Gene Ontology annotation, biological process: caveola assembly.